AUGCCUAUGGCAUGGUUUAUAGGUGAAGAAGGUUUGCGAGAUAAUUUCAAUGGACCGUUAUCUGAUUAUGAUAUAUCAGUUGCUUGGGUAAGCUUCAUCACUGGUAGGGAUGAAAAUGAUGUAAGACACGGAGAUUUAAAAGAGAUCUCAUUUAUUCUAUUAACACGGUUAGGCAUGUUUGUUAUUGUUAUAGUAAUUCUUCUAUGUUGUCUUUAUAGUUUUUUUGGUACUAAAUCAAAACGAGAAGAAAAAGAGACAGUAUAUGAAGAGAGUAAUGAUGACGAUUAUAAUGAUACGGUAAAAUCUUACUAUCUGGAUGAGCCAGUGGAUGAUACAAAACUAUAG
Vavraia culicis subsp. floridensis is the source of this 345-nucleotide messenger RNA. RefSeq lists its product as uncharacterized. Bases 1 to 345 code for a protein of 114 amino acids. The transcript has a single exon. The record is from RefSeq and is a predicted model, not a curated record. Lineage: Eukaryota; Fungi; Microsporidia; Pleistophoridae.